Messenger RNA from Mucor mucedo, 630 nucleotides. RefSeq lists its product as uncharacterized. NCBI's taxonomy places the organism in Eukaryota, Fungi, Mucoromycota, Mucoromycetes, Mucorales, Mucoraceae. Gene Ontology annotation, cellular component: cytoplasm; nucleus. The record is from RefSeq and is a predicted model, not a curated record. The annotation marks the transcript as partial. The transcript has 3 exons.
GCAGCAUACGGUUGCUAUAUAUGGCCUUCGGCGCUUGUGAUGGGAGAGUUCGUUUGGUACUACCGUCAGAGGUUUAUGAAUAAGACAGUGUUAGAGGUUGGUGCAGGUACUUCGAUCCCUACACUUGUACUUGCCCAAACUGCAAAGCCAGCCCAUUUGAUAAUUAGCGAUAUUCCAGAAAUUUUACCUGUUGUUCAUGCUUGCCUCGAGCGAAAUAAAGUUACUGAUGUAUGGGUAAACGCUGUUGUGUGGGAUAAGCUAGGUACGGAUACAAGUAUUGAUUAUCUGACUAACAAAGUCGAGACUGAAUGGAGAACCAAGAUCGACUACAUCAUUGGUAGCGAUACCUUUUAUGAACCAUCCCAGUUUGAAAAUUUACUUGUGCUGGUGUCCUAUGUCGUAUAUAAUCACAAUCCAAAAUGCAGAUUUAUAACAACAUAUCAAGAAAGGAGUCCUAAACGAAGCAUACAGUAUUUGUUGGAUAAAUGGGGGUUAAGCUGCACCCAAAUACCCAAGGAUUCAUUUGGUUUUGAUGAAACAAAAUACAUAGAAAGAGAAAGAUCCGAAGUUGUGGUUAGUGCUGGUACACUCUCCAGCGUAUUUUUGUUUGAAAUAGGCGCCGCUUUGUAG